Messenger RNA from Triticum urartu, 397 nucleotides. Its product is annotated as histone H4. The record is from RefSeq and is a predicted model, not a curated record. Lineage: Eukaryota; Viridiplantae; Streptophyta; Magnoliopsida; Poales; Poaceae. Gene Ontology annotation, cellular component: nucleosome. Gene Ontology annotation, molecular function: protein heterodimerization activity; structural constituent of chromatin; DNA binding.
AUCCUCCCACCAGCCGCCGCCAGCACCGCUCCUCCUCCGUUUCCAUCUCAGUCAGCUCCAAGCCGUCAACCAUGUCCGGCCGUGGCAAGGGCGGGAAGGGGCUGGGCAAGGGCGGCGCCAAGCGUCAUCGGAAGGUGCUGCGCGACAACAUCCAGGGCAUCACCAAGCCGGCCAUCCGUCGUCUGGCGCGGCGGGGCGGCGUGAAGCGCAUCUCGGGGCUCAUCUACGAGGAGACCCGCGGCGUGCUCAAGAUCUUCCUGGAGAACGUCAUCCGCGACGCCGUCACCUACACCGAGCACGCCCGCCGCAAGACCGUCACCGCCAUGGACGUCGUCUACGCGCUCAAGCGCCAGGGCCGCACCCUCUACGGAUUCGGCGGCUAGGCCCCGUGCUCCGU